Molecule: messenger RNA, 1212 nt
Organism: Zingiber officinale
Lineage: Eukaryota; Viridiplantae; Streptophyta; Magnoliopsida; Zingiberales; Zingiberaceae
Product: gamma-soluble NSF attachment protein-like
Exons: 9
Coding region: 89-979 (296 amino acids)
Biological process (GO): intracellular protein transport
Cellular component (GO): vacuolar membrane; SNARE complex
Molecular function (GO): soluble NSF attachment protein activity; syntaxin binding
Source: RefSeq, a predicted model, not a curated record
GGCCCGGAUUUAACGUGUUCAAAACGAUUUCGCGUUUCUCCUCUACUUUGCAUAAACGAGAAAGGGGAGCGGCGAAGAAGAGGCAGCGAUGGCGACUCAAGAUCCCGACAAGCUUAUGGCCAAAGCAGACAAUUUAACUAAACUCAGUUUUACAAGAUGGAAUGCAGACUGGAGGAAUGCUACUGUGUUGUAUGAGCAAGCUGCUGUUGGCUACAGAUUCAAGAAAGAAAAUGAGAAAGCAAAAGAAGCUUUUGAGAAGGCUUCCAAGGGACAAGAAAUGAUUUCCUCGCCUUGGGAUGCUGCCAAACAUAUGGAGUCUGCUGCUGCUCUAGCAAAAGAGCUUGGUCACUGGAACGAAGUUUCAGACUUUUAUAGAAAAGCAUCUGAAUUAUACAGAGAAUGUGGAAGAUCACAGCCUGCAUCGGAUGCUCUAGGAAAGGGUGCUAGUGCUUUGGAAGAUACAAACCCUGAUGAAGCUGUUCAGUUGUAUAUUGAAGCUUGUGAAAUUCUAGAGGAAGAUGGGAAAGAACAAAUGGCCUUCGAUUUAUAUCGUGCGGUGACAAGCAUUAAUGUUAAACUCGAGAGAUAUACUGAUGCUGCAACGUUUCUCUUACGAUGGGGUGUAGCAGCUGAUAAAUGCAAUGCUGUUAACAGUCAAUGCAAGGCUUACCUGAGUGCGAUCAUCGUUUACCUCUAUAUGCAUGAUUUCCAGCAAGCUCAGAAAUGCUACAAUGAUUGCUCUCAAGUUGGUUCAUUUUUAAGUAGUGACCAAGGUCGUUGCACAAGCAAGUUGUUGUCUGCAUAUGAAGAAAGUGACGUUGAAGAGAUUAAGCGCCUUGCUCAAUCAAGUCCAAUUACACAUCUUGAUCAUGUGAUCAUCAGGAUUGCGAGGAAAUUGCCUACUGGGGAUCUGAAAGAGCUCAAGAAAGAAGAGGAUAAAGCAGAAGAGCAAACUUUGGAUGAAAAUGAUCUCACAUGAAGUUGCAACUGAGUCAAUGGGAAUUCAUUCUGGAGUGCAUGAUGUCCUAUUGACAGUGAUGUCAUAAGGCUUAUACACAAUCUCAAACCACAUUUGAUGUGUUCUUGUUUCUCCGAUUCAUCUUUGGUGGCUGUAUAUUUCCAUUAGAUUGCAUAUUCGAGCCUGUCUCAUGAUGACUUCAGAUGAUGUUGGUGAUAGAGAGAUUAAUGAAUAACACAUGGUUUUUCUUUUAA